Punctularia strigosozonata HHB-11173 SS5 is the source of this 966-nucleotide messenger RNA. Its product is annotated as cytochrome P450. Gene Ontology annotation, molecular function: monooxygenase activity; iron ion binding; heme binding. The coding region runs from base 1 to 966 and encodes 321 amino acids. NCBI's taxonomy places the organism in Eukaryota, Fungi, Basidiomycota, Agaricomycetes, Corticiales, Punctulariaceae. The transcript is spliced from 8 exons. The record is from RefSeq and is a predicted model, not a curated record.
AUGGUCCACAAGAUUACCAACUUCGUGGGCAGGCGCGUCCGUGCCGCAUACCCUGGCGCUCAUUUGGUUGAGAUCUUCCCGUGGAUGAUGGCCUUCCCGUCUUGGUUGGCGAAAUGGAAGCGAGACGCCGAGUCGUGGUUUAAAAUCGACUCAAAGAUGUUUCGCGACCUUUACAUGAACGCUUCAACGGUCAAAGUUGACGGCCAGGAAGAACACACUUUCUCGACCCUUUUGGCUGAGAAUCAAGAACGUUUGACCUUGAACAACGACGAGGCGUCAUGGCUUUCGGGGGUGUUCUGUGCGGCCGGAACGGAAACGACCGCCGCUGUCUUGGCUUUCUUCAUUCAGGCAAUGGUGUGCUAUCCCGCGGUGCAAGCUCGUGCUCAAGUGGAGAUCGAUCAAGUCUGCACGCCCAGCAACCCCCCUACCUUCGAGGAUGCCGAGCGACUGCCGUACAUCCGUGCGAUCGUGAAAGAGAUACUGAGAUGGAAAGCCGUUGAUCCUGUCGGGCUGCCGCGCCGGGCGACAGAGGAUGACGUAUAUGAUGGUUACUUUAUUCCCAAAGGAAGUAUCAUCAUCGCGAACGUCUGGGGUAUGAACCGCGACCCAGACGUGUACGGCCCAGAUGCUGCAGAAUUCAGACCCGAAAGGCAUCUGACGGAGGACGGCAAAGUCGUGAGGAUACCCCACACCAAGGAAGAAGGUCAUGUCACGUACGGCUUUGGCAGGAGAAUUUGUGCCGGUGUCGGGGUUGCGAACGACUCGCUGUUCAUCGACAUUGCCACUAUCCUAUGGGCCUGCAGGAUUGGGCCCGGUAAAGGCGCCGACGGGAAACCGGUAUAUGUCGACCCGGCCGGUAUCUUGAACACAGGUCUCGAACUGCGACCGCCGCCUUUCCCGUGCUCCAUCACACCCCGAUUCCCAUCGGCCGCGGCCGUUCUGGCCGAAAAGAUGGAUCGGUUCUGA